Molecule: messenger RNA, 1378 nt
Organism: Gaeumannomyces tritici R3-111a-1
Lineage: Eukaryota; Fungi; Ascomycota; Sordariomycetes; Magnaporthales; Magnaporthaceae
Product: NAD dependent epimerase/dehydratase
Exons: 3
Coding region: 126-1019 (297 amino acids)
Cellular component (GO): mitochondrion
Molecular function (GO): protein-containing complex binding
Source: RefSeq, a predicted model, not a curated record
AGAGAUUCGAUUGAUGAUGGCAUGAUGUGAAAAAACCCUGGGGAGCUUGUGUAUUUCGGCUUUCUGGUAUUUGCUUUGUGUCUAGGACGUGCGGCUACCAGCUGGUAAUGUGAACUGCUGGAAAAAUGUCGACCACAGCUGCCAAGAGACUUGUCGUUUGCGGAGGCAACGGCUUCGUGGGGUCGAGGAUAUGCAAGCACGCAGUCACGAGGGGAUGGGAUGUCACGUCCAUAAGCCGCUCGGGUGAGCCACACUGGGCCUCGGUGACCUCAUCCCCGUCGCCCCCGGCCUGGGCCCACAAGGUCAGCUGGGAGAGGGCAGACAUCUUCCGGCCGGAGCAGUGGGCGCCGCUGCUCAAGGGGGCCGACUACGUGGUGCACAGCAUGGGCAUCCUCCUCGAGGCCGACUACAAGGGCGUCAUCUCGGGCCGCGAGUCCCCCAUCGCCGGCCUGCGCAGGGCCUUUGCCGCUGGGCCGGGCGCGUCGGCCGGCGCGGCCCCGAGCCCGCUCGAGCCGCACUACCAGCAGCAGCAGCAGCAGCAGCCGCCACCGCCCGCCGCGGCGCUGACCUAUGAGAGGAUGAACCGCGACAGUGCCCUCAUCCUAGCCAAAGAGGCAGCCAGGGAGAAGGUGAGCGCCUUUUGCUUCCUGUCGGCGGCCGCUGGCGCGCCCGUGCUGCCGGCGCGCUACCUCAGCACCAAGCGCGACGCCGAGAGCCUCAUCUCGAGCGAGUACCCCCACAUGCGCGGCGUCUUCGUCCGCGCCCCCUUCAUGUACGACAGCUCCAGGGCCUUCACCAUCCCCAUGGCGGCGGCAGCCGGUCUGGGCAGCCUCUUCAACCGGGCCACCGGCGGCGUUCUGGGCGGCUUCCUGGGCGCCGGCGCCGUCAAGCCCCUCAAGGUCGAGGACGUCGCCGCCGCCAUUGUCGAAGGUCUGAGCGACGACAAGGUCAUGGGACCCGUCGAGGUGCCCGAGAUCGAGGAAUUAGCGAACAAGGGCUGGAGGAAGGAGAUGCUUUAAGCUCGAGCCAUGCCAUUUCCCCCGGACAAGUUCUACAUGGAGAACCUGCAUCCCAGAAAUGGUCUUUGGCGAGUUUGUUAGCUGUGUAUCAUUAGACAUAACGGGACCUCGUUUCUUCGGGUUAAAACCGCCACAAAGGUGGAGAUGUUUCGCUGUCAUUUCUUUUCGAAUCCUCAGGGCGAUCCUUGCCCGUGUAAAUCCAUUGAUGCCCGCUUGCCCAGUCUUAUAACCAUCACCGUAACCCCUGACGCAUGUGAUAUGCCCCCGUCGUAUGAGAAGAAAGAUGCUAGAAGGAAUAGCCAGAAGUGAAAGAAAUAUGUGUCAAAUUAUCAAAUCAUAGUACCGCGCUCAAAGCUCUC